UUUACACAAAACUGUCAAAACUCUGAACGGUGUUGUAAUUAUUACUAAAUAUGAAAUUCAUUUGAAAUUAGAUUAAGGAAUUGGUCUUAAAAAAUAUCGAAUAACAGGAUUAAAAUGGCGUCGAUGAAUAAUGUCCCCAAGGAAAUACUUGAGAGUAUGCGAGAAUGUCUUGACAGGAGACUUAAGUUGUCCAUUAAACGCCUGGUUAACUAUGAAACAAAGAAAGAAAAACUUGAGAACAGGGUGCUAGCUUUUUCUACCUACAGGCUAUUUGUACUGACAGCAAAAGCACCCACAAAGGUUGAAGCUCAUUUCCAUUACCUUGAAAUAAAAUCACUUGAGAGCAAACGACCAAAUCAACUGGUGAUAUCUACCAAUGGGAAGACAUUCACUUUUGUGUCUGUUGAGGGCUCAAAUGACUCGGACGAGUUCACAAACAUGGUCACUCACAUUGGAACCUCCCUGAAAACCAUCUUCCCCACCCUUCCAUUGGAACGGUUGAUCAAGAAGAUAGACAUCCUGCCCGCAGACCGUCUCCGGGUGAUGUAUGACCUCUUGCGCGCCAUUGAGUCUCGUGAGCCGGGUCCGUGUGGGGGAUUCACACUCAUGUACGCCAGCAUGUGUGACUUCCAUGGCCUCAUGUACAGGGAUGAGGUUGCCUGGGAUGUUGAUACUAUCUACCUCUCCCAGGAUUCCAAGGAACUUUGUCUCCGGGACUUUGACCACCUCAAAGAAAGGGACCUGGUGCCUAUAGUAUCUGCCCUUGUUAACAACACAUGGUUCACUGGACUAAACGCAAGCAAUAUCAAAUUGGGCACUGAUGUGUGCGCUGAGAUAUUGCGUGUGAUGAAGAAGAAUGCUGUGAUAGAAUCUCUCCUGCUGAGUGGAACUGGAAUCUCAACUGACUUUGUGAAGCGUCUAUCCAACAUGCUACUGGCUGGUACCAAUCUUCAUAUCCUGGACAUCUCCAACAAUCCAAGCAUUGAUGACACCGGUGGUGAGUACCUGAUGGGCACGCUGAGUACGCGAGGCAGGAAGUGUACCCUGCUGGACAUCUCUGGGACCAAGAUCACAUCCAAGGGCCUGAACAGGAUUGCAGAGGUGAUGAGCAAGCACCCCCACGUGUUCAGUGGCCUCCAGACACUCAAGAUGGCCUCACUGCUUCCCAGCAAAGGGGAGGACCUGCAGGGUCUGUACGCCUUUAUGGCCUCUCCCAACAUGAUCAGCCACCUUGACCUGUCAGCAACAGAGGUGGAGAUAGAUAGGUUGAUGCCGGCUCUUCAGCGAGGUUGCAGUCAGAACCUGACGGUCCUCAAGCUAUCGAGGGUUGCCUACUCCAAAAAGAAGGAGUGUGUUGUGCAGACGUCCUUCAAGCAGUUCUUCUCAUCUGCCUACACCCUAAAACACGUGGAGCUGGCUAACGUAAAAUUGCCACCCGACGCAAUCAAGGAUCUGUUUCUGGGCCUGGAUUCCAACAGGAACAUCAAGGAUGUCCAUGUGGACCUCAGCGGCUGUGAGAUCUCCAUGGAGGGAGCCAAGAAUCUCACUGAGUGUCUCUGCUCUGGUCGCAAUAUCACAAGGCUUGAUAUCGGGGGCAUCAUCAAGAGUCCUGGUACAGGCCUAUCGGAUCGGGAUCUGAUUCACAUAUUGGAGAACAUUGGCAGGAAUAACAUGAUCAAGGCACUGUCAUUGGGCCAGAUUUUCAACAGCGUUAAGCCAAAAAAUUUAAAAGCUGUGUUGGAAAAAUUGGUUGAAAUUCUUCAGGCUGAUAACUCAGUGCUGGACACCCUGUCCUUGGCUGAUUCCAAGCUGAGGGACAACAUCAACCUGAUCAUCAACGCCCUCGGUAGCAACUCAUCUGUCACUGAACUGGAUAUCAGUGGCAACCAGAUGGGCGACCUGGGUGCACGCAUGCUGUGCAAGGCUUUGCAGAUCAACAACAAACUCAAGACCAUCCUCUGGGACCGCAACAACACCUCCUGUCAGGGCUUUGAAGACAUCGCACUGGCACUCGAGAAAAACUACACAUUGCGUAAUAUGCCAGUGCCUGUGUUUGACGCAAGUGCGGCCCUGAGGACUGAGUCUGAAUCUGUGCGGACCCAGCAGGCCUUACAGACCAUUGAGCGCCUGAUCCAGAGGAACCACAGCCCCCAGAAGUACUCCUCUGACCAGGGGUACCGCCUACAGCAGGGGUUCCUACUCAGCUCCACACAACAGAUGUUGGACCGUCUGGUGGUUCAGUCCCAGGACACGAUCAACGCUCUCUCUCUAGACGGUCUCCAGCAUUAUGGCAACGAUGUGAACACUGCACAGACCAUCAUUGCUGACGCUGACAACACUAAAACGCUGCUGCCAAGGCUUCAUGACAUUGCCAUCCAGUCGGAGAUGUCGAGCAGCCCAGUGGCUGUCAAACUGAGAGAGAUCUCCAAGGAGCUCACGGCCACACUGGAGACUCAGAUACAGAGUAUUGUACAUGAAAUGAUGGAGGCAACAGUGAAACAGUGUGGAGGUGUCAUGAAGAAUCAGGACUUUGUGAAGAUGGUUCAGAGCGGUUGUACAGAGAAGAGCACUCUUCCCAAAGACUUCACCAGUAAUAUCCUGGAUGGGGUCAACACGGAAAUCUUCAACAAACUCAGCGAGUUGAACCUGGCUAUUGCGGCACACAUCUCUGACACAGUUUUAGAUCAGGUCAUAGAUAAGCUCAGUCACAGCCAUAGGACUCUGACCAAGUAUCUCAAUGAAAAGCGUAAAGAAAGGAGAGCAACCACCUCAGAUUCACCGCAGACCAGAAAGAUACAGCUUGAUGUGCCUCUGUCUACGGAAUCUCCGAAGACACCACAGCGCAAGAGUAUGUUAGCUCGCAAGAUUCGUCCUCAGUCUGUUAUAGACAGGGAUAUGGUCCAGAAGGCCUUGGAUGCUGCCAAAAAUCAACAAGCUGUUUCCAUGACACCCAACAGUAGCAAACAGGGUCAGGGUUCAAGGUCACCAUUAUCCUACGACCCGCCCCCUGCACCACAUGAUAUUGGAGGGAUAAAUUCUAAACAAUUAAAACAUAAAAAAGAACCAAAGGUGCAAAAAACAAAGCCUAGAAAAAAUAAAAUUUCUAUUCCAACUACUCCAAGCAUAACAUUGACCUCUGCAAAGGGCAUUGACAUUGACCCUGACCCUGAGUAUGACAAUGCUACUGAUUUAAGGAAAUGUUCACAUCGCUAUGGACACCGCGAUGGCCUGGAUGAGGAGCCAAGUCUUACCCCCGUACCGAAACUUACCCAUGCCUUACCAUCACCAGUUGCUGUUGAUCUUGACUCUAUUGGUGACCUGCCAACGGGCGACCGGCUGACCCAUGUGACCAAGGACCGAGCCCGCCUCAAAAAGAAUGUGCGCCCAACUGCUGGCAGACAAUCUGCCAUGACUGGCUCUACCUCAUCUGAAAAUGUGAAGGUGGAUGAAGGCAUUGAGGGUUUCUUCUCCACUCCUUCUGUGGUGCCCCAGAGUCCUGUGAAGAAUGGACCUAGCAGCUCCCCGUCACCUAGCUCAAAGUCAACACCAGAAAGUAUUAAAAAAACCUUUGGAGGAUUAUUUAACAUGAAAAAAGGCAAAAAAAAUAAAGACGAGAAGAAGAUGUCUUCCAAACAGACUUCCAUAUCAUCAAAGAAAAAAAGAAUUUCCGAAGUUAAGGAAGAAGAGGAAGUAGAUUCUACUGCUAAAGCUGAGACAGCCUCCACUGGCAGCUCAUCAGCCUCUGACAGCAGCAGCCUGAGUGGCAGUGUUAACCUGGCCAAGCAGGCAGGAGGAUCCACCAAGGUCUUGCCUUCACAUAAACCAGUUGACAGCGAAAUAACAAAGUCUUCUGAGCAUGUUGCACAGGAUAAACCGAAAACUCCUACCUCUAGUUUAGAUAGGAAAGCUAAGACUGCUGAUCAUGCAAAAGCAAUUGUUGCAGAAAUUCAAAGGAAGAAUACUCCUACAUCUAGUUUGGAGAGGAAUGCCAAACUCACAGAUGGCUCAUCGGAAGCAGAGACUGACAGCAGUAAAGGCAAACCUGAUAACGGAAGUGGGAAAACAAAUGAUAUAAAAGAAAAUGGUUCUGUGCCUGAGUCAGAGACAACAAAAGAGGCAACAAAGGCUCCUAUGAAAGUGCCUAUGCGAUUGCUUUCAGUUGAUAAACAUGAAAAGAAAACAGCUGAUGAUUCAAAGGAAGAGGUCGUUAAGGAACAUAAAAAAGAUGAUGAGAACAAUAAAGAACAAAUUCAGAAUGUUGUUAAAAAAAGUGAUGAGAAGGACGAAAAAGAGGAUGCUGCAAAAGAAAGUUAUGAUAAACAUAAAACUGAGGAAGUUGCAAAGGAAAUUGAGAAAUCAGUAGAAGAAAGUUCAGGUAGUGAAAGUUCGAAUGAGAAAAGUGACCAAAGCUCUGAAUCUGCAGAGAGCAGCUCUGAAGAAGAAGCAGAAACGGUACCAGAUAGCAAGCAUGAUGAGAAGAUAGAGAAGUCAGAAAGUCCUAAAACAGAAUCGGUUUCCAAAGCUGAACUAGAGGAGAAAAAGCCUGAUAAAGAUGCUGUCAUUGCUGAACCAGAGGCCCCCAAACCGGUUACUGUCCGCAAGCCUCCUGGCGCGAUGGGUAUUGGGUUUGACCCCAGUGUGCUUUCUCAAUUGAAGUCUACACAGGAGAAGAGGUUGUCAAAGGUACCGAAGCAGAUACCUGAGCCCGAUAGAACUUCCAAUAAAAGCCCUACAAAAGAGAAGCCACCUCCAUUUGGAGGCUUUCAACUACGACCAGUAUCCAAGGAAAAGUCACCAGUAUUUUCAAAGAAAGAGGAAACUAAAAGUGCUGUUGACAAAGAGCUUAAUGUUAAACCUGGUGCCAUAAGUGCUCCCUUUGAAAAGAAGAAUUUAAAAAGUGAAGAGCGUGCCAAACCCGAAACAGUGCCAAGGCCAUCUGGCAUAACAGCGGUAGGGAAGCCCCCACCCCCUAUGAAGCCCAAACCCACCCCUACCCCUAGACGGAGUAUUCCAUCCUCAGAUGGGACAGAGACAGCUUGGUACAGGCACUCCUAUGACGAACAGCCCUCCAGUAAAACAUCUGAUGUGCCAUCACAAACCCAAACCUCUGCAAAUACUGACAGUGGGGUAGUGUAUGAUUCAGCAACUUUGAAAAAAUCUGUAAAGGAAAAAAUGUCUAUCUUCCAUGCUGAAGACAAGCAAUUCAAGCAAGGAAGGCCACUCUCAACAACGGUAAAGGGAGAGUUACCUAAAAUAGAGGCUAAGAGAAAUUCAUUGCCACAUAAUGUUGGCAUGGACACAGUCAAAAUGGCAGCAGAGACUGACCAGCUUGCUGAGCCUGUUGACAAUCAGCAUAAAAAAACUCAAGCUGGAGAUAUACAGAAUGCAGAUUCUUCCAAUUCCAUGACUGACAGUGGCAUUGGCAUUGAUGCAGAAUCACCUGGCCGCACUGCAGGCUCCCCUACUAACUCUCAGCGACCCAGGUCCAUGUUAGGGGUUCUCAAAUCCCGACCUGAGCUGGCCAGCCCCCACACACUGGGAACAACACCCGAAGGGGCGGAGGAAAAACCUGCAAAGAAAGAAGAAACCAAGACAGAGUCUGAUGACGACAUUGUCAUGGUGUAGACUGUACACUGUAUAUAUAUAGGUCCUGUACGGAAGUGUGCAGUGAUGAAUAGACUGAAGUGUCUGUUUUGGACUGUUGAUGUAUUGGUCACACGCUUGUACAAAUAUGCUUUUCAAGUAACAUUUUGUUAGGACCAAUCAAAAGUUGAUAUUAGUGAUGAGAUGUGGUUUACAGUGUUGAUGUUCAUUGCAGAAUAUUGAAGUUUUGAAAUAAGAACUGACCAGAAAAAGAGGAGUGUAUUUUACAUUACUAUUCAACUUAAUCAAGUGUAUAUUAAGUGUGGACCACUAAGCUAUGAUGGAAGCUGGAUGUCAAGUACUAUUGUGUAUUUGUUGUAUUUAAUAUAUUUUAUAAAAUUAAGAUAACUAUUGAUUAUGAAGUAUUUUAAGAGCAUAAGACAAGUUUUUCAAAGACAUUGUGUACAUUUGAUAAAAGAUGCCAGCAUUUUUGUUGUAUUUUAACCGUAUAAAUGGUGCACUGAGAUCCUGUAUCAAGAUAAUAUGAGUUUGUAUAUUGUUUGUUUAUGAGGUCCAUAGAAACUUAAAUGUCAACAGGAUGAGAUCAGCGCUGACUUGCAGCUGUGAUGUGAAUAUAUUUCUAGUAAUUUGUACAUUAGGUACACGUCUUGUGGCCAUAAUAUAAUCAUAUAGAAAUACUGAGCCAAAAGACACACAGGGAUAAAGACUCUAUAGGCAGGCUUAGUAUUGUUAUUAAAACCAUUUAUUGUAUACAUUAAUUAUAAUAUACAGCAUUUUUUAAAGGAGAUCAUAGGUGAAUUAUAGUCAUAUUGUUGUGUAUAGAUGCAUAUUGUUUUUGGAUAAAUUUAUGUGUUAUUUCUCACAUAUGUAUUUACUCUCUUGUUGUAGAUCUUUGUUGUAAACCAUUGUUAACUGUCACAUAUACUACUCAUCAAGAUAAUAAGUUUUUAUAUACCAGGAAUCCAGAUGGGAAUGUAAAAUUUUUGAAAGUACGGCUGUGUGCUGUACAUGUAAAUUACUAGAAGACAAGAAAACUACUUGUGAAAAUUUAGCCUGCUUUCAGACACUUUCCAUACAGGAAACCAUAGAGGAUGCAUGUAUGUGCUCACAUAAAUGGGCCGUUCUCUGUGAAAAGGGGGUUUAAUGAAUGUGCCUAAAGUGUCGUCCCAGAUUAGCCUGUGCCAUUUGCACAGGCUAAUCAGGGACAACACCACACCUAAACUUGAUUUUGCUGAGAAGAGACUAACGAAAAGUAUCAUAAAAGUUGAAAGUGUCAUCCCUGAUUAGCCUGUGCAGACUGCACAGGCUAAUCUGGAACGACACUUUACGUACAUUCAUUAAACCCCCUUUUCACAGAGCACAGUCCAUAUGUCUGCCCAUACAUGUAUGUCUAGUCCCCAUGGAAACAUAAUUUGGCAGGCAAGUUUAAAAGUACUUAACACAAAUGAUUGAAGUUUCAAGAGUGUUGUAAAAUCCAACACUUGUCGCCAGCUCUAAGGUCACACUCACAGGUCAGAGGUAAAAAAUGGACAAGAAAUGGCUUGUCUGGCCUUUUUAGGCAAUAUUUAAACAACAUUUCACAGAUAAUCAAAAUGGCAAGGUCACACAACAGGUCAAAUUUCAAAUAUAAGGAAGUUUUCUUGACAAAGGGCAGACAUCUAGCAUUAAUUUUGAUUAUAAAACUGUAUUGAGCUCCAUCAGGUUGCACAAAGUGCAUUUAUAUUGCAGCAGUCUUAUAAAUUAGUUGCUUUUACUUUAAAGUGUAAGACUUGUAAGGCGUCUUUGUAUAACAAUUUACAGAUUAGCUAAAGGUGUAUUCUUUAAGUUUCAGCAUUACUGUGCUUACUUUACAUAAAAUGAACUCUGUGCUGCCUUUAAUAAUUUGUAGUUUUACAAAAUAUGUAUUUGUAUGUGUUCUUCCAAUUUGGAUUGUAUAAUUGGAACAUAAAUGUUGUAGGUAGGGGGAUUUGCAUUGUAUUGUAUUUUUACACUCAUUAAUCUGCUUAAUCCAUAAGACUGAAUUAUAAAAAUAUUUUAGAAGAAUAAUAUUGAAUGUUAAGAAGAUUUAUUUCCAAGUGUAGCAUGUACCAUUUGGCCUUAAAAAUGUGCUUUGUUUUCAUUUUCUUAAUUUCACAAUGUCGUAAAUUGGUUACUGAUUUGAGUGAAGAAUAUUGGUUGAUAUUUACAGUGUACAUUAUUUUACAGGGGGAGAGUGGUACAAUUAAUUAGUUAGUUUAUUGAGUAUCAGUUGCUUGAAUGAAAGGCAACACUUGUUAUACCUUAAAGGUAUUGUAACUGUAAAUAUGCUAUAUUAAAUAUGAAUGUUCAUGUUGUUUACAUGACUAAUUUUAGUAAUGUUGACUUCUUUUGUUAUGUGAUAACAAUCAUUCAAUUUAUUUUAUAAUGGAAUUAUAAUGUGUCAAAUUUACUAGUAAAAUAUUCUCAUUUGUUAAUACACUGUGUGAAAUAUUUUUGAACGGAAAGUUUGAACAACAAGCCUGUUAACAUACUGCUGGUGGUAUUGAGAGUUCAUUCAUGUACAUUUCUCUAUCCUUAUUACCAACACAGUUUAACUCUUUCUGUGCUGGAACCGAAAUUUGAAGGCCAAUGCAAACAGUUUGG
Dreissena polymorpha is the source of this 8226-nucleotide messenger RNA. Its product is annotated as F-actin-uncapping protein LRRC16A-like. Gene Ontology annotation, biological process: regulation of Arp2/3 complex-mediated actin nucleation; cell migration. Gene Ontology annotation, molecular function: protein binding. The transcript has 42 exons. Gene Ontology annotation, cellular component: lamellipodium; plasma membrane. Bases 115 to 5625 code for a protein of 1836 amino acids. NCBI's taxonomy places the organism in Eukaryota, Metazoa, Mollusca, Bivalvia, Myida, Dreissenidae. The record is from RefSeq and is a predicted model, not a curated record.